AGUAUCAUUUCGUGGUUUAUGAAUUAUGAUAUGAUUUAUCUUUUUCAUCGUAAAAGUGUUUUUUUGCAAACAAAAGCAAAAGCAAAAGCAAAUGGGGAAAUCCAAUCUCGUAACUUGUGAGAGAGCCUGAGUGAGACCAUCUGAAUGCUCAAAUUUUGAGGAAGCCUUUCGUUGGGGACACCGAACACAACAAAAACACAAGUACACAACACACCUCUGAUGUUUGUUUGAUCGGACGGUGGGGGGAGAAGAAGAUGAGCUCGAGAAAGACACCGGCGACGAGGACACGUGUGGGGAAGUACGAGCUUGGUAAAACUGUGGGUGAGGGUAGCUUUGCCAAGGUCAAGUUCGCCAAGAACGUUGAGACCGGUGACAACGUUGCCAUUAAAAUCCUCGAUCGCGACCAAGUCCUCCGUCACAAGAUGGUUGAACAUCUAAAAAGAGAAAUUUCGACAAUGAAGCUGAUCAAACAUCCAAAUGUUGUUAAACUUUUUGAGGUUAUGGCAAGCAAAUCAAAGAUCUACAUCAUUCUCGAAUUUGUUGGUGGUGGCGAGCUCUUUGACCAAAUAGCCAAAAAUGGAAGACUUAAAGAGGAUGAAGCGAGGAAAUAUUUCCAACAGCUCAUUAAUGCUGUAGAUUACUGCCACAGUAGAGGCGUGUACCACAGAGAUUUGAAGCCUGAGAAUCUUCUUCUGGAUUCAUAUGGUGUUCUUAAAGUUUCAGAUUUUGGAUUAAGUGCAUUUGCACAGCAAGUACGGGAGGAUGGGCUUCUUCACACUGCCUGUGGGACCCCCAAUUAUGUUGCUCCGGAGGUUCUACAUGAUAAAGGUUAUGAUGGUACAGCAUCUGAUAUUUGGUCCUGUGGGGUCAUUCUCUUUGUACUUAUGGCUGGGUACUUGCCAUUUGAUGAACCAAAUCUCAUAGCUUUGUAUAGAAAAAUUUCGAAGGCUGAAUUCAUGUAUCCACCAUAUUUUUCACCUGGUGCAACGAAACUGAUAAAGUGUAUUCUUGAUCCUAACCCUCUUACACGGAUAACAAUUCCUGAAAUCUUGGAGAAUGAAUGGUUCAAGAAAGGGUACAAGCCAGCAUACUUUGAAGAGGAGCAGAAUGUAAAUCUUGAUGAUGUAGAUGCUGUCUUCAAUGACUCGGAGGAACAUCUUGUAACAGAAAGGAAGGAGAGGCCUGUAUCCAUGAAUGCUUUUGAACUUAUAUCUAGAUCCCCAAGUUUCAAUCUUGAAAAUUUGUUUGAGAAGCAGACGGGUCUUGUGAAGAGAGAAACCCGUUUCACUUCCCAGUCCCCAGCGAAUGAAAUUAUGUCUAAAAUUGAGGAAACUGCAAAGCCUCUUGGCUUUAAUGUUCACAAACGAAACUACAAGAUGAAGUUGCAAGGUGACAAAACUGGAAGGAAGGGCCACCUUUCUGUUGCAACUGAGGUGUUCGAGGUGGCUCCCUCCUUGCACAUGGUGGAGCUGCGAAAGACUGGUGGUGACACACUGGAGUUUCACAAGUUCUACAAAAGUUUCUCAUCAGGAUUAAAAGAUAUAAUGUGGAACACCGAAGAAAAUACUGAAGGAUUGAAGUCACAACAGGAGUCCUGACCAUUUAGCCUAUUGUGCGUUUAUGUCUGAGUACUGACUACCAACUAUGAAUAGUGAUCCAUGGAAGGUGUUUAUGUUUGGAGAAAAGUAGAAGGAUGUCUCCAUUUAUGUGGUUUGAAAAGGUCCUUUGUAAUAUGAAAACAAGCCGUCAGAACUAGGGUCUUGGUUUGGGUUUUUUUUUUUUCCCUUACAAGAACUGAAACCAGUCCCUGAUCAGAACUAGGGUAUUGGUUCUUUUUCCUUCGUUUUUCUUUCAACUAUUUUGAUGAAUUGAAAUCGGGUAAAUUCUUUUACAAAUUGAUACAAGAAUGAAGAAGUGAGAAAGCUGUUUCUUGUUACAAUGAAAAACGAGAUAUUGGAACU
Messenger RNA from Quercus lobata, 1961 nucleotides. RefSeq names its product CBL-interacting protein kinase 9 (gene CIPK9). NCBI's taxonomy places the organism in Eukaryota, Viridiplantae, Streptophyta, Magnoliopsida, Fagales, Fagaceae. Bases 255 to 1598 code for a protein of 447 amino acids. Gene Ontology annotation, molecular function: protein serine/threonine kinase activity; ATP binding. Gene Ontology annotation, biological process: protein phosphorylation; signal transduction. The transcript is spliced from 15 exons. The record is from RefSeq and is a predicted model, not a curated record.